CAAAGUAAAAGGGGAGUCUGACUAGUGGCAAUUCUCAAUUUAACUUCAAUUUUUGAAGAAGCAAGUAUGAAAUUUUUGGCAGGUUUAAGACAUUUGUCAAGGUCAACAAGAUCUUUCUCAGGAGUGAGCAGCUUCAGAGCGUCAGAACUUGAAAUUGAGAUAACCAAGAAUCCUCUACCGAAACCCGACCCUAACAAUUUGGUUUUCGGUCAUCAAUUCUCGGAUCACAUGUUAGAAAUCGAUUGGUCUAAGAAUAAUGGCUGGGGUACCCCUAAGAUAAAUCCACUGAGAAAUUUUUCGAUGCAUCCCGCUGCAAAAGUUUUCCAUUAUGCUGUUGAACUUUUUGAAGGUUUGAAAGCAUAUCGAGGAGAAGAUAAUAUUAUUCGUUUAUUUAGACCUGAUAAAAAUAUGGCUAGAAUGAAGGCCACUGCUGUCCGUAGUCAUCUGCCUGAUUUCGAAGGGCAAGAGUUGAUUGAAUGUAUUAAGAGACUGAUUAGUGUUGACAAAGAAUGGGUUCCACAUUCCACGUCUUCAACACUAUAUAUCAGACCUACUUUAAUGGGAACGGAUAACCAUUUGGGAGUUAGUCCUCCAACUGAAGCUAAACUUUUUGUUAUAACUGGACCUGUGGGUCCUUAUUAUCCAACUGGCUUUAAGCCAAUAUCACUUUUAGCCGAUCCCAAUUUCGUCAGAGCAUGGGAAGGUGGAUGUGGCAGUUUUAAAAUGGGCUGCAAUUACGCUCCCACAAUUCUUCUUCAAUCUGAAGCAGCGAAAAAGCAUAAUUGCCAGCAAAUCUUGUGGCUCUACGGUAAAGAAGAGCAACUAACCGAAGUUGGAACAAUGAAUAUUUUCAUGAUGUGGAAAAACGAAGAGGGAGGUAAUAAUCUUUCAAAGAUAAAAAAAUAUUUAGAUAUUAUUACAUUAUGGCCGAUAAUAAAAUAAUUCUUUUUUACAGUACGUGAAUUGGUAACACCUCCUCUCUCGCAAGGUAUUAUUUUACCAGGAGUGACUCGACUUUCAUUACUCGAUCUGGCCAGAGAACAGGAUGAAUUUAAAGUAUCAGAAAGAGUAAUAACUAUGAAAGACGUUUUGAAAGGACUCAAAGAAGGUCGAGUAGAAGAAUUGUUUGGUGCUGGAACAGCUUGUGUUGUGAGCCCUGUUGAUAAAAUAUUCUACAAAGAAGAAUGGUACAAAAUACCAACAAUGGAGCAAAGUUAUCCCAUCUGUAUGCAACUAAACAAGGCGCUAACAGAUAUUCAAUUCGGCCGAGUAAGAUCUCCGUGGAUGACUGAAGUGCCCAUUAUUGCAGAGGGUACGCAGGCCGUCUUAUCCCAAUAGAUGGAGCUCAUAGUCGUAUUUAAAAAAACCCUCACUCAAGGAAAUAAACUUGGAGACAUAGGGAAAUUUCCCAUCAACUCGGUGACUUCUUAUUAACAUAAAGAACAAUUUUUUUUAAUCUGUACAGAAAUGUUUUACUUGAAUAAAAUUUUAUCUUUCUCUUUUAUAGAUCAA
This is a messenger RNA of Dimorphilus gyrociliatus, 1512 nucleotides long. NCBI's taxonomy places the organism in Eukaryota, Metazoa, Annelida, Polychaeta, Dinophilidae. The record is from the annotation of a GenBank genome assembly.